CAAAGCUCAAAUAAUGGCGACUUUCGCUUUGCUCUCCUUCGGCUUUGUUAAUUAAAAGCCCUUUUUCGCCUAUAUUUUUCAACGAACUGUAAAUACGGCAAUUUUCUAGAGAAGAAAAUCAAUCGAGGCUAUGUCUGCCUCAACGAGUGUAUCGAUGGGGCCUCCAGCACCCCAGGGAACCAUGGGUCCGCCGCAGGCCCCAGUGGCCCCUCAGAACACGGCCACGGACAGUCAGCCGGGACCAGUGCAAGCUGCGCUUGACAGCUUGGCGGCCUUGAACCGGGCCAUCAGCGCACUGGAGGAAAAGGGGUUGCAGAGCGACCCCAGGUACGCCCAGCUGAUCUACAUUCGCUCCAAACACACGGCCAAUGCCGAAGCCCAGAUGGCAGAGAGCAUUGAAAAGCACAUCUUCACAAACCACCAAAGGCAGCAGCUGCAGAUGCAAAUCAUGGCAUACAGACUGCUUGCACGCAAUCAGCCCCUUUCGCAGCAUAUCACCAGCGGCGUUCAGAGUCCGGACGAUCCAGCCCCGACCUCUUCAACGCCCGCCCCUCAGCAAGCAACGCCAGCAACGGCCACUCCAACAGCUGGCCCGACCCAGGCGGCCGCUGCGAGUGGAGAAGCAGCGCAGACUGGCAGUCAGGCCACUGCGACAGCCGCCAUUGUCACCCCCAAGCAGAGUAAAAUCAGCCCAGCAGGCAAGGUAGCGCCGCUGGACCCUGUCGUCAUCUUGCAGGAGAGGGAAAACAGGGUGAUGUCGCGUUUGGCGCACCGCAUCCAGGAGCUGAGCAGCCUGCCGAGCACGAUGGGCGAGGAUUUGCGCAUCAAGGCGAGCAUUGAGCUGCGGGCCCUGCGUCUGCUCAACUUUCAGCGCUCUCUUAGGGCCGAGGUGGUGGCCUGCACACGCAAGGACACCAGCCUGGACACGUCGCAGAACGUGAAGGCGUACAAGCGUACCAAGCGGCAAAGCCUGCGUGAGGCCAGGGCCACUGAGAAGCUGGAGAAGCAGCAGAAACUGGAGGCUGAGCGAAAGAGGAGGCAGAAACACCAGGAGUACCUGAGUGCCGUUCUGCAGCAUGGCAAAGACCUGAAGGAGUUCCACCGCAACAACAUCCUCAAGAUUCAGCGGAUCAACAAGGCAAUCCUGAACUACCACGCCAACGCUGAGCGCGAGCAGAAGAAGGAACAGGAGAGAAUCGAGAAAGAGAGAAUGCGCAGACUUAUGGCUGAGGAUGAGGAAGGAUACAGGAAACUGAUCGACCAGAAGAAAGACAAGCGUCUGGCCUUCCUGCUGCAACAGACAGACGAGUACAUCAGCAACCUUACCGAAAUGGUGAAGCAGCACAAGAUGGAGCAGAAGCGCAAGAUGAAAGAGCAGAAGGAGCGAAAGAAGCUGAAGAAGAAGAGAGGCGAGGGCGAGGAUGACGACGAGGACGUGCGCGUCACCCUGGUUGAGACGGCCACAGGGCGCGUGCUUGCUGGUGAAGACGCUCCUCUUGAGAGCCAGUUGCAGACCUGGCUCGACAUUCACCCUGGAUGGGAAGUGGCACCGCGUGAGGACGAGGAGGACGACUCGGAUGUUAGCGAGGAGGAGGAGGACAGCGCUCUCCUCGAAAAACAAGGGAACAAAUUAGAUGUGUCUGACUUGAACGAUCCGGACAAGAUGCCUCUUGGCGAACAAUCAAAUGAAGUGAUGCACAAAGCCAAGGCAGAGGAUGACGAGUACAAGAACAACUCAGAAGAAGGAACUUACUACAGCAUUGCGCACACGAUUCGAGAAUCUGUGCAUGAGCAGGCCACCAUCAUGGUCAACGGCAAACUGAAGGAGUACCAAAUCAAGGGUCUGCAGUGGCUCGUCUCCUUGUACAACAACAACCUCAAUGGAAUAUUGGCCGACGAAAUGGGUCUGGGCAAAACCAUACAGACCAUUGCCCUUCUCACGUACUUGAUAGAGAAGAAGAAGGUCCAUGGGCCAUAUCUCAUCAUUGUGCCCCUUUCAACCAUGUCCAAUUGGGUGCUUGAGUUCGAAAAGUGGGCGCCGAGUGUGAGCGUAGUCGCGUACAAAGGCUCACCUGCGAUCCGCCGGCAGCUUCAGAGCCAGAUGAGGGCAACCAAGUUCAACGUGCUGCUCACCACCUACGAGUAUAUCAUAAAAGACAAAGCUAUCCUGGCCAAGUUGCGCUGGAAGUACAUGAUCAUUGAUGAAGGCCACCGUAUGAAGAACCACCACUGCAAGCUGACACAGAUCCUGAACACGCACUACCUGGCGCCGCACCGCCUCCUCCUCACUGGCACGCCUCUGCAGAACAAGCUGCCUGAGCUGUGGGCGCUGCUUAACUUCUUGCUGCCCUCUAUUUUCAAGUCCGUCAGCACGUUCGAGCAAUGGUUCAACGCCCCCUUCGCCACCACAGGCGAAAAGGUUGAAUUGAAUGAGGAAGAAACAAUCCUGAUUAUCCGUCGCCUGCACAAAGUCCUGCGGCCCUUCCUGCUGCGCAGGCUGAAGAAAGAGGUGGAGUCGCAGCUGCCAGACAAGGUCGAGUACAUCGUCAAGUGCGACAUGUCAGGCAUGCAGCGCGUGCUCUACCGGCACAUGCACAGCAAGGGUGUCAUGUUGACUGACGGAUCAGAGAAGGGCAAGACGGGCAAGGGUGGUGCCAAGACUCUCAUGAAUACUAUCAUGCAGCUGAGGAAGUUGUGCAACCACCCCUUCAUGUUUCAGCACAUCGAGAAUGCCUACUGUCAACACCUCAACAUCCCCUCCAACAUAGUCCAUGGUCCUGAUUUAUACCGUGCCUCUGGUAAAUUUGAGCUGUUGGACCGGAUUCUUCCCAAGCUGAAGCAGACCGGGCACCGCGUGCUGCUCUUCUGUCAGAUGACUCAGCUGAUGACCAUUAUGGAGGACUAUCUCAACUGGCGGGGCUUCACCUACCUCAGGCUUGACGGUACCACUAAAUCCGAGGACCGAGGCGAGCUGCUGCGCAAGUUCAACAUGCCAGGAUCAGAAUUCUUUAUAUUCAUCCUCAGCACCAGAGCUGGAGGUCUCGGCCUCAAUUUACAGGCGGCCGACACGGUCAUCAUUUUCGAUUCAGAUUGGAAUCCUCACCAGGAUUUGCAGGCGCAGGACAGAGCUCAUCGCAUUGGCCAGCAAAACGAGGUGCGCGUUCUACGCCUCAUGACCGUCAACUCGGUUGAAGAGAGAAUAUUAGCCGCAGCUAGAUACAAGCUUAACAUGGAUGAAAAGGUAAUCCAAGCUGGCAUGUUCAACGAGAAAAGCACAGGCGUGGAGCGGCGUCAGUUCCUGCAGACGAUCCUUCACCAGGACGAAGGCGACGAGGAGGAGGAGAACGAGGUUCCCGAUGAUGAAGUGGUAAAUCAGAUGAUAGCCCGGUCUGAGAAUGAGCUGGAAAUCUUUGAAACAAUGGACAAUGAUCGUAAAAGAGUGGAUGGACACACGCCCAGGCUGAUGGACGAGUCGGAGCUGCCUGCCUGGCUCAUUCAGGAAGAUGAUGAGGUCGAAAAGUGGACUAUCGAGGAGGAGGAAGAGGAGAAGUAUGGAAGGGGCUCAAGGCAGAGAAAAGAAGUUGACUACACUGAUAGCUUGACAGAAAAAGAGUGGCUUAAGGUGAUAGCAGAGGAAGGCGAGGAUCUUGACGAAGACGACCUUGAGGAAGAGGAGCGGCGCAAGAACAAAAAGAACAAAAAGAAGCGAAAGAAGGAAGAGUCGCUGGCGGCGGCCGUGGCCUCUGGUUCCGGCGGCGAAGGACCAAGCUUCAGUGGCGCGCUCGAAGGGGAGGAACUUGCGCCGAGCAAGCCAAAGAAGAAGCGAGGGAGACCGCCCAUCGACAAGUCGCUUGUCACCAGCAAACACGUCAAGAAGCAGAUGCGCAAAAUCAUGGAUAUGGUCAUUAACUACAAAGACAGUGACGGCCGCAUUUUGAGUGAUCCCUUCUUGAAACUGCCGACAAAAAAGGAACUGCCAGACUACUAUGAACUUAUCCGCAAACCAAUUGACAUUAGGAAAAUCAUGUCCCGAAUUGAAGAUAACAGAUACAUGUCUGUGGACGACCUGGAGAAGGACUUCAUGCAUCUGUGCAAGAAUGCCAGGACAUAUAACGUCGAGUCUUCGUUAAUUUACGAAGACUCGAUUGUGCUAGCGCGCGUGUUCCAAACCGCCAGAGACAGAAUUUGUGGGGAACGAGAUGAAACGAGCGCUGAGCAGCAACCAACAGAGGAAGGAGCAGAUGAACCAGAGGAAAUGGAUGAUGAAGACGUUGAGGAUCCAACUGAUGAGGAUUCCAUGCACAGAAGUGUGUUGGUCACAGAAAUUGUUCCAGAGCAGGAGCCCGCUGUUGCGGUGCCCAAAGUAAAAAUCAAGCUGACUCCUGGUGCAAUGGUGGCUACGCCGGUGCAAAGUGAGAAACGGAAACGGAAAAAGUCACGGAAAUUGUACACCAGUGAUGAUGAGGAGCAGCUUGACGAAGCCCCGGAAGAAAUUUACACAGCUGGGCCUAUGGAAUAGGAAAGUCUCUAAUUUUAUUAAUUUUAGCACUUUCUAGUUUUUCUGUUUAUAUAAUUAUUGCUGAAUGGAUUGGUUUGUUUAAAUGUCACAGAAUAAAUGAAAAUAAUGUCGUUCAAAUCAAA
This is a messenger RNA of Cloeon dipterum, 4641 nucleotides long. RefSeq names its product ATP-dependent helicase brm-like. The transcript is spliced from 22 exons. Gene Ontology annotation, cellular component: nucleus. Lineage: Eukaryota; Metazoa; Arthropoda; Insecta; Ephemeroptera; Baetidae. The coding region runs from base 131 to 4519 and encodes 1462 amino acids. Gene Ontology annotation, molecular function: DNA binding; ATP-dependent chromatin remodeler activity; ATP binding. Gene Ontology annotation, biological process: positive regulation of transcription by RNA polymerase II. The record is from RefSeq and is a predicted model, not a curated record.